AAACCGUAGUGAAGGAUAAGUAAAACGUCAACAUAUUUUAUUUUAGUCUUAUUUAAAAAAAAAAUUCAUUUAGAAAAUUAGUUUCAAGUUUGCUGGUAGACAAAUAUUGACUUAUAUAUUAAAAAUGACUGAUAUUACAAAGGUGCAAUUAAUAAAAAUCAUGCGGGAGAUAGGUCCUCUAGUUCACUUUGAUGAGCUGUUAAUGCAUACUCGAUUACAUGGUAUAAAAAAUGAUCACGACAUAUAUAAUUUAAUUUGCGCUCUAGAAAUAGCAGUGGAUGGGAAUUAUAUCAAGAGAAAAAAUUUUUAUUUUUAUUUCCCGGACUGUCCAGAAAAACAACUCGAACAAAUCAGUGACGAGAAAUCAAAGGUUGUUGACUUUUUAAUUAAUACAGAAUGUAGUUACGAGGAUGCUAAGAAAAUCAAUUCAGACACAGAGCCAUCGGAACUAUAUAAAGCAAAAGAUAAUGAAUCGGAAUCUUCAGAUAUUUACUCUGAAAAUGACAAGUUAUGCCAGCCAGAUAAUAGCGAAACUGUCGAAUAUACUCCCGCUAGUGUAGACAAUGAACAUGAGCGCACUACUAUAACUAUGGACGUAGAGACUACUCCAAUAGCUCCAACUGCGGAAAAUAAGCCGUCCAGUUCAAAAAAAAAUUAUAAGAGUAAACAUGAUGUUAAAAAAUCGUUUUCUGAAUUUUUACUUUUUAAUGCUGAUGAUGACAGCACUGAAAAUCCGUAACUAUUUAUGUUUUUAGAGCAAUGAAUUGCAGAGUGUGUUUACUCAAGUUUUUUAUUAAAGUUGUGUUAUCAAAUUUGGAAUAAAGUUUUUUAAUAUUUAAUGCUUUUAAAUCUUUCGACUACAUAAGCCUUACGUACUAUAGUCUCCUUUUCUUGCUAUGUUAUUCCAGUUUCUGAACCUUUUUCUUUGUAUAUAUUGUGUUU
Messenger RNA from Teleopsis dalmanni, 942 nucleotides. RefSeq lists its product as uncharacterized. NCBI's taxonomy places the organism in Eukaryota, Metazoa, Arthropoda, Insecta, Diptera, Diopsidae. The coding region runs from base 125 to 739 and encodes 204 amino acids. The record is from RefSeq and is a predicted model, not a curated record. The transcript is spliced from 2 exons.